Gasterosteus aculeatus aculeatus (three-spined stickleback) is the source of this 4413-nucleotide messenger RNA. RefSeq names its product adaptor related protein complex 1 subunit sigma 1 (gene ap1s1). Gene Ontology annotation, biological process: vesicle-mediated transport; intracellular protein transport. Gene Ontology annotation, molecular function: clathrin-cargo adaptor activity. Lineage: Eukaryota; Metazoa; Chordata; Actinopteri; Perciformes; Gasterosteidae. The record is from RefSeq and is a predicted model, not a curated record. Gene Ontology annotation, cellular component: AP-1 adaptor complex; membrane coat.
GAUGCGGAAGUGGUCGGUGUAGCAGGGAAUGUCUCACUCAGUCCGGUAUCCGACCGAUACAGACAUGCUCUGUCAACAAUAGCGGCGCUUUAUUCGCUUACGUGGACCAGGCAGCGUAGAGGUAGUGCGCGUCUAUUCUCUCCCGGUAGCUAAAAUACAUAUAUAUCAAAACCAAAUCGUAAGUUACUACUUAUCCCUCGCUUUAAAGAGAGGGCACGAGCUAGUUGCUAAGCUAAUGCUAGCAAGGUGUAGGAUUUCAGGAAGUUUCCACCUGCCUUACCUUCACCUGGCUACUGUAAGCGUAGCCUGCGAGCUAACAGGCCGUAAAGCAACGUAAGAUGCGUUUCAUGCUGCUUUUCAGCCGGCAGGGGAAGCUGCGGCUGCAGAAGUGGUACACGGCCACGGCCGAGCGCGACAAGAAGAAGAUGGUGAGGGAGCUGAUGCAGAUAGUGCUCGCCCGCAAGCCCAAGAUGUGCAGCUUCCUCGAGUGGAGGGAUCUAAAGAUUGUCUAUAAAAGGUACGCCAGCCUGUAUUUCUGUUGUGCAAUCGAAGAGCAGGACAACGAGCUGAUCACGCUUGAAGUCAUCCACCGCUUCGUAGAGCUUCUGGAUAAGUACUUUGGCAGCGUGUGUGAGCUGGACAUCAUCUUCAACUUUGAGAAGGCCUACUUCAUUCUGGAUGAGUUCCUGAUGGGAGGAGAGAUCCAAGAUACGUCCAAGAAGAGCGUCCUCAAAGCCAUUGAACAAGCCGACCUUCUUCAGGAGGAGGACGAGUCGCCCAGGAGUGUGCUGGAGGAGAUGGGCUUGGCGUAGUACACGGCAGGCUUGUGAGAUGCUGUAGAUACUAAAGGCAGAGGGCUGGGUGGGAGGGGGCGGGGCUUAGAUCUUUGAAGCUGGAGGGACUGAUGUCCAGCAUUUGACUGAGGGGAAAGAGAUAAUGGAGGAUACUUGCAUUGACAGGCUUUUUACUGUGUUUGUGUGUGAGUGAGACCUGAGCGUGAGGAUUUAUGUGGGUGGGGGGGGGGGUUAUGUUUUUGAAGGUGUGAGAUGGAGUCUAUCGUUAGCCUAUCAGAGAGCUGAAUCCCAGCGGAUGCUGAGUCACAGCAAGGCAGCAUGGCUCAGGACCUUGGGCUGGUGCUUUGAUCUAAAGAAGUGUUGUGACGGUCAACUGUACUAAAUUUGGACUAAGACCAAGUCUGGGAUCUGAUGUCCCCAUUGGUACUUCCUACUGAACACAUUCAUAUUUAAUAACAGCCCACGGAUGCAUAGUUUCACAUACAAAAGGCAGUUCUCUGUAGUAAGAUUCUGUUUUGAAUUGCACAGUGUUCGCCAUCAUUCCUUUAGGUUAUGUGCACGCAUAAAACAAGCAAAGCAGUACACGACAUGCAGGUUAAAAGAACAAAGCAAACGUCUGUCCAACAUUAAAACACACAUGAGCGUCUCACGCGGUUUGUGUUAAGGCUCAUUUUGCUUAGUGACACUCUAAGCUCUUGUUUUUGUAGUGCAGAGGUUGUUCUUCUGUUCUCUGGCUGCACUCUUGAGAUGUGUUCGUACUACUUCAUCCUAAAAUCCCUGCAUUGUUAGUUAUUUGGUUCAUACCAGACGUUUUAAAACGAUUGUAAACUUUUUCCUCCUAAAGGCAGAGCUUUGCUGGUCCGACUUGAGUCCCGUACCUGUUAUUGGUCCAUCUUACCGAACAGGGAGGGGUCACAGUGACACUGUGCGUUGUGAAGAAUGAACCGAAGACAUUCGAGAUUUGCAUCACCGCCUCAAAUAACUCGUCUACGCGCGAGCUAUGCGCCUGCACGCGUGUGGACCAUUGUGCCAGACGAGGUGGAAACGUCACGUCUGUCUUAUGCAAUUCAACAAAGUGCGUCUGAGAAUCACGCCCGCUUAGCCGUCCUUCACGCGGCUGGAAGCCAUCGCAGAAAUGGAAUGAAAAGGAGACGGUGAGUUGGACCUCAGUUGGGUCUACUGACCGGUACGACAUGUUAGCACUGUGCUGAAGUUCUGAGGCUAUUUAGAUGAUGUAUAUUUUCUCCCCCCUACCUGCGUUUUACACGGUUUAGUCAACCUGAGUGAGUGCUUUAUAUCAGAUGUCCCCUUAGGUAAAUUGUAAUCGUUGUCUGAAAGCAGUCUUAUCCAUGUCUACUCGGCAGAUGUUCUUUUUAUUGAAAUUAACGUAUCUAAAUCCAUGGAUUUUUGUUUCAAACUAAAUGCUUUUCUGAUAAAGGGAUAGUUUGUUUAGAAGUGGAUAAAAACAAUACCAGAGGAAGUCCGUCUGAAGGGAAACGAAGCUGUCAUCUACUCUUUAAAAACGCUGUCAUGUUGCCCGUUGAGUUGCUGCUCUACCGCUGCAAGUAUUUGCAUCGCUUGCUUGUGUUACUGUGCGACUUUGGUGACCCUGAUUUCCCUCUUUUAUAAAACUCCAAAAUCGCACUGACACAGAACUGGCUGAGCGGCAGCCCCGCGAGAUGAAACGCUGCUCCUGUCGAUGGAGCGCGUCAGCUUUGCUCAACGAAAGGAUGGACUCAACGAUUUGAGAUCAGAAAACAGCGAGGUUGAGCAGUGAGAUUAUUGUAAAUUUAGCUUCGACUUGUACUUCCAAUAGGUUCUGCUGCGUCCUCAGCUCCUCCUCCCACCUGUUACUCCAGCCUCCUCCUGCCUGCUAAACCCCAUUUCAAAGAAUCCAAACUAUCCUGUUUACCCCGUAGACUGUUGAUCUGUGCCAGCGGAUAUGUCUCAACAUUCAUCCCUUUGUAACUUACCUUGUUUUGGUUGCAUUCCUCCGAUCCGACACAUCUCAUUUUAAUGCCUCAAAAUGUUUGCAUGAUUUUCAUUUUACCCGGAUAUAUUUAUAUAAAUGUCCUCUCAGGACCUCACUGGUGUUCUAAUAGGACGUUCAUGUUCUUUUUUUCUUGACCUCACGUGACCUGCUGUGUAUGUUGCCGGGCUUAUUUGCGUGGAUGGAGAUCAUCUCACUAAAUAUUGAACUGAAGCGCUACGUGCUCCAUCCUCAGAGGACCUUCAGGUGUCUGUAACCCAAGAGACUUGGCAGAGGUCAUUGGCAGCCGGCUGCAGGACACUUAGCCCGAGCUGUCUGAAGACGUCCGUCUGCUGCACUUGAGCUCUGAAUGUUUAGGAGUAAGGGCUCACUGUCCUCUCAUCGCUGUACUGUGUCAGCAUGUAGUGGAGCAGAGGGAGGACAAGGGACAUGGAUUUACACACCAGAUGCAUGUGCAGCAGAAUUAGGGGCGAAAUACUCACAUUAGAAAGGAAUUUUCCGGUGUUGGCCUUUUUUUCACUUAUUUUAAAUCAAUUUAAAUGUAUUCUUAUCCCUAAAGGGCUUUAAUGCUUUAAACAAAUACUUUGUUUUGAAGAUGUUUUUAGCUGUUCUCAUCCAGUGAGAGUGCCCGCUUCCCACUUUGCCAUAAACUGAUUCUAAAGAGCACUGCAGAAAAAGAAACCAUGAAAUGAGUCAACCUUUCCCAUCCGCUUCCCUGAAGUCAAUGGGUUUUUGGUUGGGUCCCUUAAAUAAGACCUGUGGUAAGAUAAGAUGACAAGAUGUUUAUUUUACAACAUAAAAUACCUUUUGGGGUUAAUUUAGUACCAUUUACGCAGCUACUGAAGGCGGUUUCCAACAAGUGACUUAAUGAGACGAUGACCAUUAUGAUUGAGCUCUGCUCCCCCUGAAGAGAAGCUAUGUGAUUACUUCAGAAAUUCUAUGCCUCUUUCAUUUAGGGAAGAUUACCUUGCUUAGCUUAUCAUAAACUUGUGUUUACCACUGAGUUUGUAUUCUGCAAUAAAUCCAAAUCUGAAGAACAAAAUCCUAUUGAUUAGUAACCAGGUAACCAGUGUAAAUGUUCCUGGUUGGCCUACAAUAUGACCAGUUUCUUUGAAGUCGCGAUGCAAUAACAGCUGUCACUUUUAGAUGGCGUCUCUCUGAAGGUUCACUGUAUACACGUGAAAUGAAUCUCUCCAUCAGAAUGCAGGUUCCUGAUGUUCUGACGUGUGUGUUUGAAGCCUAACGUUCUCCUGUACAUGUGAGGACAGCCCCACUGUUUUACUUGUUGAGUUUUGAGCCUGACCUCUGCUGCCCUACAGAGAGACGUUCUUUGAAUGGUGUGUGGAAUUAAGUUGUGUUUUUUGUUCUUCUCCAUUGGGUGAGAUUUUUCUUUUGGUCAAUCAGCCAUCAUAUGCAAGGACUUUAUCAAUUUGGUUAUCAUCUUGUACAUUUAUUUCUUUAUGUGAAAGAAAGAGGGUUUUGAUGGAAAUCUCUCACUGAAAGUAGUUUUGUUCUUUGUAGGAAGAGAAUAAGAAUAAUACAUUUAAUCUGUGAUCCAGGCAAAGACUAAAGGGACUUGGUGUGUGAAUGUAAUUUUAUAAAGAAUAAACAGUUUUGAGCUAAACUUAA